UGCCCUGGCAGGUGGGUGUAUAUAAGCUCGUCUUCGGCAAGUCUGGCAGCAUCCAUCGUCUUGCCUUCACGCCCUCAACAUCCUCCCUUCACGCUACCAACAUGAAGCUCGUGGUUUUCGCCUGCCUGGUCGCCGUCGCCGUCGCCUCGCCUCAGUUCGGGCGCCAGUCGUUCAGGCCCAUCCCAGCCGCCCCUCGCCAGGACUACCGACACAUCGCCAUUCUUAGCGACAACCGGGAAGACCAUGGAGACGGCAACUUCAAGUACGACUUCGAGACGGAGAACGGCAUCAAGGUCAGCGCCCUGGGUCGUCCUGGGUCUGCCGGCCAGAGCAACAUUGAGGGCAACUACAAGUUCCAGACUGACGACGGCGCCGUAGUCGAAGUCCGCUACAUCGCCGACGAGAACGGUUACCGUGCUGAGUCUCCCUCCUUCCCCACGCCUCACCCCCUGCCAGCCCACGCUAUCGAACAGAUCCGCUUCGCAGAGGCCAACAGAGGACGUGAAUCUCCAUCCCAGGCCCCCCGCAGGAGGCUAUUCUAAGAGAGGUCACCUAUGACCCCCCAUCGACCUCCAAAAUGACCUCACAAGCAGUAGCAUCUCCGCCAUAGAUUAUUUCUCCUCUUGAACCUUCUUCACAGCCUCUCACCCGCUACUGCCGACGUCUAACAAGGAUACUCGAGGGCCCAGCGCCCUUAUACACAAGGAUCGCAGUUUUCGGGACAUCAGUUAGCACAUCGAAGUCAUCUAGACUACACACACAUCGCUAACCCACAUGCACCCACUAAUAAUAAACACAUCACGCAUUAC
Messenger RNA from Cherax quadricarinatus, 809 nucleotides. Its product is annotated as cuticle protein AM1199. NCBI's taxonomy places the organism in Eukaryota, Metazoa, Arthropoda, Malacostraca, Decapoda, Parastacidae. Gene Ontology annotation, molecular function: structural constituent of chitin-based larval cuticle. Gene Ontology annotation, cellular component: chitin-based extracellular matrix. The record is from RefSeq and is a predicted model, not a curated record.